AUGUUCACAGUGCCGGGCUGGAACGUCUCUGCGCCGAUCGCAGCUCAGGUCGAAAAGCCGAAACCCAAAGACCCGAACAAGCUUGGAAAGAAGGCGUUGAAGCGCAAAGAGAAGCAGGAGCAACAGGUCAAUGCGGAGAACAUUGGUGAGCUCUGGGACAAGGUUGUAGAUGGAAAGGGUUCAGUUGUAGAAGAGAAGCCUGCGACCGCGACCAACGGCGUAGAAGAGACUGGUGACGGUGCGCAGGAGAAGCGUGGGAAAAAGAGAAAGAGAGGGAAGAGCAGCAAGCAAAAGGCCGAAGAGGCCGCAUCGAGGGAAAACGAUGAUUCUAUUGCUACAGAGAAGGAUGCGUCUGUGAAAACGCCAGAUGUCUCAGCUCAGAAGCCUGCAAACACCGACAGCGAAGCCAAGCGAGACAAGAAGAAGCGCAAGAAGGACAACAAGGCACAAGCGAAUGGCGAUGAUGCCAAACCUGCCGGAAAGGGGCUCAUCCAGUCCACCGAUCUGACAUCUCUGAUCCCCGAGCCUGCCGGCCUCACGCCUCUCCAAAGAUCGAUGCGCGCAAAGCUCGCCAGCGCCCGUUUCCGCCACCUCAACGAAUCCCUCUACACCAAGCCUUCCGUCGAUUCGCUCUCGUUGUUCAAGGAAGACCCGUCAAUGUUCGAAGACUAUCACCGCGGCUUUGCACAACAAGUCGAAGUGUGGCCCUCGAACCCCGUAGACGAAUACGUCGAGAGCAUCCUCGCGCGCGGAAAAGUGCGAAAUCGCGAUCCAUGGAAAGACGCGCAACGCAAAGCCAAGGGCAAGGGCAAGGGCGGCAAAGAGCCAGACAAAGAGCCCGAAGUCACAGCGGUAGGCGUCAGGUUAACAGGAAACUCCAAACCCCUUCCGCGCAACCAUAAGCACCAAGCCACAAUUGCCGACCUUGGGUGUGGAACCGCAUCUCUAUCCUACCGUCUCCAACCCCAUCUCAACGACCUCCACUUGACCCUGCACUCCUUCGAUCUCAGCAAACCAACCGGCCCCUCCGCCCCACUCGUCACCGUCGCAGAUAUCGCCAACCUGCCCCUCCAAGAUGGCAGCGUCGACGUCGCGAUAUUCUGCCUCGCGCUCAUGGGCACGAACUGGCUCGACUUCAUCGACGAAGCCUACCGCAUCCUACGCUGGCGCGGCGAACUCUGGGUUUCGGAGAUCAAGAGCCGCUUCGGCCGCGUCGAACGCAAAAAGGGUGGUGUGCCCAUUAAUUCCAUCGGCUCGCUCAAGAAGCCCGAUAAGAAGAACAAGUCGAAAAAGGGCAAAGACAAGCCCGAGGAAGAAGGCAUCGUCGACUCAGCGGACGAGUCUGAACUCGCUCAAGUUGUCGACGGCGUCGCGGGCGCUGAAGGCACGGAUGUCAGCGCCUUCGUCGAGGUCCUGAGGAAGCGCGGCUUCGUGCUCGACGCGCUGCCAGAGAAGCAGAGCGACGCGAUUGAUCUGACCAACAAGAUGUUCGUCAAGAUGCAGUUUGUCAAGAGCGCGCCGGCGAUCAAGGGCAAGAACGCGAAAGAAGGCGCGGCGGCAAAGGCAGAGGGCAAGUUUGAGACGAGCAGGGCGAUGAAGUUUGGCAUGAAGGGCAAGAAGCUGAAUGCGAUUGCUGGCGAUGACGAGGCGGACGAUGAGAAGGAGAUGAAGGUGUUGAAGCCUUGUUUGUACAAGAUUAGGUAA
Molecule: messenger RNA, 1704 nt
Organism: Parastagonospora nodorum SN15
Lineage: Eukaryota; Fungi; Ascomycota; Dothideomycetes; Pleosporales; Phaeosphaeriaceae
Exons: 1
Coding region: 1-1704 (567 amino acids)
Biological process (GO): rRNA methylation; ribosomal large subunit biogenesis
Cellular component (GO): nucleolus
Molecular function (GO): rRNA (adenine) methyltransferase activity
Source: RefSeq, a predicted model, not a curated record